AUGGCAAUGACCCCACGACACGUUUCCUGCCUCCCAGAGCUCGUUAUCUCCAGCACCCACCAUCUUAUGAUGGUUGUAGUUGCAGGACUAGUUGUCCUUUAUCUUAUAUAUAGAAGAAAAGUCACCAUUUAUUUAUUGGACUUCGCUUGCUACCGGCCACCCAACUCGUAUCGUCUAACGAAGUCCAUGUUCGUAGAGAAUAUCUUUCUUGGUGAUAUGGAUGCUGAUAGUAUUGCUUUCCAGAUCAAGAUCCUAGAAAAAUCUGGGUUCAGUGAAGAAACCAGCGUCCCUCCUUCCCUCACUCGAAUUUCACCAAGAAAAUCGCUCUCAUUUGCUAUGGAGGAGGUUGUAAUGGUAAUGUGUUCAGCGGUUACUGAAUUGUUUCAGAAAACCAACAUCAACCCUAAAGCCAUCGAUAUUCUGAUAUCAAACAGUAGCAUGUUUUGCCCUACUCCAUCUCUAAGUGCUGUUGUAAUCAAUAAGUUCAGAAUGAGGAGCAAUGUCAUGAGUUUCCACCUCUCUGGCAUGGGAUGUAGCGCUGGAAUUAUAGCAGUGGACCUUGCUAAAGACGUGUUGAGAGUUCACCGGAACUCCUUGGCUCUGAUUGUUAGCACGGAGACUCUACUCUUGAACUGGUACACCGGCAAGAAUCCAUCAAUGUUGAUUACCAACUGUCUCUUCCGGAUGGGGGGUGCGGCUGUAUUGCUCUCUAACCGAAAACAAGACAAGAGCAGAGCAAAGUAUGAGCUAAAACAUCUUGUUCGAACAAACAAAGCACAAGAUGAUCUUUCUCAUACCUGCGUCAUUCAGGAUGUGGACUCGGAGAACAUGGUCGGAGUGUCGAUAUCAAAGAACAUCGUAAAUGUCGCCGGAGAUGCGCUGAAGACAAAUAUUGCUGCACUGGGGCCUCUGGUUUUGCCAUUUUCAGAGCAAUUGAGAUAUGCAUUGUCCAUUAUUUGCCAGAAGAUCAAGUGGAAUGCACGGAGAAGUAGCACCUACGUGCCGGAUUUUAAGAAAGCUUUUGAGCAUUUCUGCAUCCAUGCAGGGGGUAGAGCUGUUAUUCAAGCUAUUGAAAAAAACCUAGGGUUAAGGAAACAGGAUGUUGAACCUUCAAAGAUGACUCUUUACAAAUUUGGAAAUACUUCAUCUUCUUCAAUAUGGUAUGAGCUCUGUUACAUAGAAGCAAAAGGGAGAAUGAAAAGGGGCGAUAGGGUCUGGCAAAUCGGAUUUGGGAGUGGAUUUAAGUGUAAUAGCGCAGUGUGGAAGUGUGUUUACAAUUCAGACUUUGAGAUUGCCAACGCAUGGAGCGAUAUCUACUCAUAUCCAGUAGAAGUACCUAAUGUUGGAAAAAUUAAUUGA
This is a messenger RNA of Alnus glutinosa, 1359 nucleotides long. Its product is annotated as probable 3-ketoacyl-CoA synthase 21. Lineage: Eukaryota; Viridiplantae; Streptophyta; Magnoliopsida; Fagales; Betulaceae. Gene Ontology annotation, cellular component: membrane. Gene Ontology annotation, molecular function: acyltransferase activity, transferring groups other than amino-acyl groups. The record is from RefSeq and is a predicted model, not a curated record. The transcript has a single exon. Gene Ontology annotation, biological process: fatty acid biosynthetic process. Bases 1 to 1359 code for a protein of 452 amino acids.